GCCUCGAGAUAACUAAUGGAGUCCUCAGCAGAGAUAUGCAGACGACUGUGGGGUGGGCACGCUGAGUACCCGAUCCUGAGGGGGUGUCAGAUGCAUCUGCCAGGACGUGGGCGCCAACGCGGGAAAGGCGCCGCCGGGCCCCGCCCCGCCCCCCUCAGUCCCAGCCACUUUGGCGCGAACCUUCAGUUCGCCGGGGCUCGCCACGCCGCCGCCAGCAUGGCUCCGUCGCGCCCGCAGCGCCGUUGCUCAGGAAGGGAAAACUUAAGAGCAUUCCGAAAUACUAAACUGAUUCCCAUGGAAACAUCCUCAUCCUCUGAUGACAGUUGUGACAGUUUUGGUUCUGAUAAUUUUGCAAACACAAAAUGCAAACUGAGGACAGAUAUUAAAGAAGAACUGGCAAAAAUUUUUCAUGAAGCUUCUGAUGACGAAUCCUUCUGUGGCUUUUCAGAAAAUGAGAUUCAAGAUGCAUUGAAAUUGGAAUCAGAUUCAGAAGAGAAUGAUGAAAGUGCUGCAAGUGAGGUGGCUCAGAGAAGGCAGAAAUGCUCUGUUCCUCUAAAAGUAGUCAUGCAGUUUACACCUCGAAGAUCAGAGAGGAGAAAGUGUGAGGUGGAACCUCUUCCUGAACAGCAGAUGCCCACUCCAGAUUCAGACUCUGAUUCUGAAGAAAAUGGUGCCAUGUUUUUAGAAAAAAGAGCUUUAAACAUAAAAGAAAACAAAGCAAUGCUUGCAAAACUAAUGGCUGAGUUGCAAAAUGUUUCUGGUAUCUUUGAUGGAAGAAAAUCGUUGCCAACUGUGAGUCAUGGACCAAAGCGACUUCCAAGGCAUUCAUUACCCAGAAGUGCUUUGAGGAGGAACCCAGACAGAAGUUCACGGCCUCACACAAGAUCUAGGUCCCUAAUUGAAGGUCCUCCUACACCUUUACCAGUAGAGGAAGACGACCGGUACAUCUUGGUGAGAAGAAGAAAGAUGUCUGAUGAAUACCCAGAGCAUGAAGCCCGAACUCCCAGGAGGGGUCACCGUGGUGCCAUGGCUUUUCCACACGUUGUGCGCCCAGUUGAGGAGAUAACAACAGAAGAGCUGAAUAAUAUUUGUGGAUCUGCUAGAGAUAAAGUGUAUAACAGGGCCACAGGAUCCACCUGUCAUCAGUGUCGCCAAAAAACCAUAGACACCAAGACGAACUGCCGUAACCCUGACUGCAUAGGCGUACGGGGGCAGUUCUGUGGGCCCUGCCUCCGCAAUAGGUACGGGGAAGAUGUCCGAACGGCAUUGCUGGAUCCGACCUGGAGGUGCCCACCAUGUCGUGGAAUUUGCAACUGUAGUUUCUGCCGACAGCGAGAUGGCCGAUGUGCUACAGGUGUCCUGGUCUAUCUGGCCAAGUACCAUGGCUAUGACAAUGUCCAUGCCUACUUGAAAAGUCUGAAACAAGAACUUGGAAUGGAAGACUGAAGCUGUGACUGCCUUGAAAUUACAUACUCUUUCACCAGUGUCAUACUGCCUACAGUGAAUUGCUUAAUCAAAUGAAAUUACAAAGCUAGUGCCUUCUUUCUCUCCCCUCUUGGGUGAAAAAAGGAUAGGGAAUUGUCAGUUACCUCAGUGCAAAUCACAUUUGGAAAAACUGUUUAAUAGUCUUUGUGCACAGGUCAUUGUUUUCUUGUUAAAAACUGCAAAUCAGAUAGCACCAGGCCUUGCUUUCAUGCCAGUAACGGUGGGGUGUUUGUUUUGUUUUGUUUUGAAAUUCUUCCUGAAAGGAGAUGGGGCUUUAAGCCAUUAUUUUUACGCAGUGAUUAGUGCUGCAGAUUUAUUUAUGCUUUCAA
Dryobates pubescens (Downy woodpecker) is the source of this 1814-nucleotide messenger RNA. RefSeq names its product cell division cycle associated 7 (gene CDCA7). The record is from RefSeq and is a predicted model, not a curated record. Gene Ontology annotation, cellular component: nucleus. The transcript has 10 exons. Gene Ontology annotation, biological process: regulation of DNA-templated transcription. Bases 16 to 1446 code for a protein of 476 amino acids. Lineage: Eukaryota; Metazoa; Chordata; Aves; Piciformes; Picidae.